Danio aesculapii is the source of this 2577-nucleotide messenger RNA. RefSeq names its product FGGY carbohydrate kinase domain containing (gene fggy). The transcript has 16 exons. Gene Ontology annotation, biological process: carbohydrate metabolic process. The record is from RefSeq and is a predicted model, not a curated record. Gene Ontology annotation, molecular function: kinase activity; phosphotransferase activity, alcohol group as acceptor. Lineage: Eukaryota; Metazoa; Chordata; Actinopteri; Cypriniformes; Danionidae. Bases 778 to 2415 code for a protein of 545 amino acids.
GGAGUUGUGUUACCAUAGCGACUGUAGAAUCACCUCAACAGAUUAAUGUAGUUGUGUUACCAUAGCAACCGUAGAAUCACCACAGAUCAAUUACUAUAGUUGUUGUGUUACCAUAGCAACUGUAGAAUCACCACAACAGAUCAAUUACUGUAGUUGUUACCAUAGCAACUGUAUAACAAUAUAAACAAUACAGUAAUAAACGAUUACAGUCGUUUUACACAGUCUCCACACUGGUUAAACAGGAAGAAAAGAGAAAUAUGAUGAAGUAACUAUAUAAAAUAUGAUAAUAAUAAAGAUUCAGGUGGUAUGACAGAUCUCAUCAUAGUUUUGGUCAUAGGUUUAAUGGUACUUUUAUAUAAUCCUGAGGGAGAAAUGUGUGUUUUGAAAACGAGACAUGUUUUCACCUCGGACCUCUUAAAUGACCAUCUUUAUAAAGCCAGACAGAUUUAAAUGUGCUCUAUGCUGAUGUGAGUGAUUAUUAGAUAAAUAACGUGUUUUGAAGAAUGCAGUGGAAACAAAACAGUUUAACAACUAAUAAAAGCGUUUGCGUGUUCUGACCGUCUGUGAUUCUGAAUGCUGGUGCUUUUUGGCCGCGCUCGAACGCCGUACGCGAACUUCCAAAGUACAGCAGCGUGUUUGUGUUGUUCUGCUGAUUCUCAGCGUCUUUCUUCAGCUUAAAGUCCAGCAGAAUCCGCGGAGAGACGCUCUUCUUCCUCCAGACAAGCGCUGCAGAGCCAAACACAGCUGGAGCUUUAUUCUCAGAGGUGUGUUGUGCAGAUGGGCAGCUGGUAUUAUGUGGGAGUGGACGUGGGCAGUGCCAGUGUGCGGGCAGCUCUGGUCAGUCCAGACGGACGGCUCAGAUGCACAGCAGAGGAACCAAUCGCUGUUCAUGAGCCCUGUGUAGACCACUACGAGCAGUCGUCCACUGAGAUCUGGAGCAAGUGCUGCCAGACGGUGAAGAGAGUGACGGAAGGCAUCGACGCAGCAUGUGUCCGAGGGAUUGGUUUUGAUAGCACCUGCUCUUUGGUGGUCCUGGAUAAGCAGUUCCAGCCAGUGGCUGUCAACCUCGCAGGUGUGAAUGACAGGAAUGUGGUGAUGUGGAUGGACCACCGCGCUGCUGCACAGGCCUCUCGCAUCACAGCCUGCAGACACACACUCCUGCAGCGGGUGGGCGGAGUCAUGUCUCCAGAGAUGCAGCCGCCCAAACUACUGUGGCUGAAAGAGAAUCUGCCGGACUCCUGCUGGAGGCGCGCCGCACACUUCUUCGACCUGCCGGAUUUUCUGUCCUGGAAGGCUACGGGCUCCUUAUGCAGGUCUCUGUGUACUCUGGUGUGUAAGUGGCUGUACUCGGCAUCUGAAGGGUGGGACGACACUUUCUGGAGCGCCAUCGGCCUGGAGGACCUGAUUGAGGACAGCUACACUAGAAUAGGCGAUCAGGUGUGUUGUCCUGGGGCAGCAGUGGGCAGGGGUCUGACAGCAGCAGCGGCUGCAGAUCUGGGUCUCAAUAAGGGAACCGCAGUGGGGGCUUCACUCAUAGACGCUCAUGCUGGAGGAAUAGGUGUGCUCGGUGCAGACGUGUCAGGUCUCCAACUGCCCUGUGAACAGCAGCCGCUCACUGCCCGCAUGGCCCUCAUCUGCGGGACGUCCUCAUGCCACAUGGCUGUGAGCAGAGAGCCGCUGCUGGUCCCCGGGGUCUGGGGUCCGUAUCUGUCCGCGAUGCUGCCGGGGCUGUGGCUGAAUGAGGGAGGGCAGAGCGCCACGGGGAAACUGGUGGAUCAUGUGGUGAAGGGACACGCAGCGUUCAGGCAGCUGGAGGAGCAGGCGGAGCGCAGUGGAAGACACAUUUACACACAGCUGAACCUGCACCUGCAGCAGAUGAGCACAGACGCCACACACCUGGAGCAGCUGACAGCACACCUGCACAUCUGGCCUGAUUUCCACGGCAACCGCUCGCCUCUGGCGGACCAGACGGCACGCGGCACGGUGGUGGGCCUCAGCUUAUCUCAGACGCUGGAUGAUCUCGCCCUGCUGUAUCUGGCAACACUACAGGCCCUCGCUCUGGGCUCGAGGCACAUCAUAGCCGCCAUGACUGAAGCAGGACAUGACAUCACAACCCUCUUCCUGUGUGGGGGCCUGAGCAAGAACACACUGUUUGUGCAGACGCACGCAAACAUUACAGGGCUGCCUGUGGUGCUGCCGGCGGAGCGAGAGGCUGUUCUGCUAGGAGCUGCUGUGAUCGGAGCCUGUGCUUCAUCUGACUGCACAUCUAUACCGGAGGCCAUGAGGAAGAUGAGCAGAGUCGGGUAUGUGGUGCGACCCAACCCCGAGCUGCAGAGCUUCUACAGGAGGAAAUACAGUGUGUUCCUGCGUCUGUACCAGCAUCAGAAGGAGUGUGUGUCGCUGAUGGAGGAUUAACAUCUGUAUUACUGCACACACACACACACACACACGCACACACACACACACACGCACACACACACACAUCUGCAUAAUAAAGUACAGAUGUAGAAUGGAUCAGUAUGGAUGUGUGAGGCCGUCUGCUGAUUACAGGUGUUUAGUAAUGCUUAAAAAGCUUCA